CAUGGGACCGUGAAAGUAUGGCGGAUGCCGAGGAGCCGGAGAAGAAAAGAAGGCGAAUAGAAGACCUGACAGAGAAGUGAGGUAUAGGCGGCACGGUGGAUGACUGGUUAAAGCGUCAGCCUCACAGUUCUGAGGACCCGGGUUCAAUCCCCGGCCCCGCCUGUGUGGAGUUUGCAUGUUCUCCCCGUGCCUGCGUGGGUUUUCUCCGGGCACUCCGGUUUCCUCCCACAUCCCAAAAACAUGCAUGAAUUGGAGACUCCAAAUUGCCCGUAGGUGUGCAUGUGAGUGCGAAUGGUUGUUUGUUUCUAUGUGCCCUGCGAUUGGCUGGCAACCAGUUCAGGGUGUACCCCGCCUCCUGCCCGAUGACAGCUGGGAUAGGCUCCAGCACGCCCGCGACCCUAGUGAGGAAAAGCGGCUCAGAAAAUGGAUGGAUGGAGAUGAGAAUGGCUGUAGAUGGUGGUGCCUGCGACUGGGACGGCCGGUGGAAUCACGUGCGGAAGUUCCUGGAGAGACCUGGUCCAUUCACACAUCCUGAUUUCGAGCCAAGCACAGAGUCUUUGCAGUUCCUGUUGGAGACGUGCAAGAUUUUGGUGAUCGGCGCCGGUGGACUUGGCUGUGAACUGCUCAAAGAUCUGGCCUUGUCUGGGUUCCGCCUUAUUCAUGUGGUUGACAUGGACACUAUUGACUUGUCUAACCUCAAUCGGCAGUUUCUUUUCAGGCCUAAAGAUGUUGGACGACCAAAAGCAGAAGUGGCUGCUGACUUCAUUAACAGUCGCAUCCCUGGAUGUAAAGUUGUCCCUCACUUCAAAAAAAUCCAGGAAUUUGAUGAGUCCUUCUACAGGCAGUUCCACAUCAUCGUCUGUGGGCUGGACUCCAUCAUUGCCAGGCGAUGGAUGAACGGCAUGCUGAUAUCCCUCCUGAGCUACGAAGAUGGAAUACUGGAUCCCAGCUCCAUCAUCCCCCUCAUUGACGGAGGGACAGAAGGCUUUAAAGGAAAUGCUCGUGUUAUUUUACCCGGCAUGACGGCUUGCAUCGACUGCACACUCGAGCUGUACCCACCGCAGGUUCAUUUCCCCAUGUGCACGAUUGCGUCCAUGCCGAGGCUCCCUGAACAUUGCAUUGAAUAUCCAAGAAUAUUUCAGUGGCCCAAAGAAAAGCCAUUUGGAGAAACGAGUUUAGAUGGAGACAAUCCCGAGCAUAUCCAGUGGGUGUUUGACAGAGCACUCGAGCGAGCCGCACAGUUCAACAUCACAGGAGUCACAUACAGACUCACUCAAGGAGUUGUGAAGCGGAUCAUUCCUGCCGUGGCGUCGACAAAUGCCGUUAUCGCUGGGCGCUUCUUUCCUUGGCUACAUUCCGUUCCCCCGUCACAAUUCACGGAGUCACGACUCAGGGAGACCUCAGCUUUCCCCACACACAUGGAGAGUUUUGGUCCUGCCUGUGCAAGUGAAGUUUUUAAAAUCGCGACAAGUGCAUAUAUUCCUUUAAAUAAUUACCUGGUCUUUAAUGAUGUGGACGGACUCUACACUUAUAGUUUUGAAGCUGAGCGAAAGGCAAACUGUUCAGCAUGCAGUCAGGUGCCUCAAGACCUCCAGUUCCCGCCUUCCGCAAAACUACAGGAGGUCUUAGAGUACCUGACAGAGAACGCUUCCUUACAAAUGAAAUCUCCAGCGAUUACAACAACUCUGGAAGGCAAAAAUAAGACUCUGUACCUGCAGUCUGUUAAAUCAAUCGAGGAACGAACAAGGCCAAACCUCUGCAAAACAUUGAAAGAACUGGGCUUGUCGGAUGGACAGGAACUAGCGGUAGCAGACGUCACCACUCCUCAAACAGUCCUCUUCAAGCUCAAUUUUACUGCCUGAAAGCCGCUUGGAACGCAAAGCACUGAUGUGAUGUCUGACUUCCUUUGUCACAAUGUUACUGUAGCACAUCUGAUUAUGAGUGUAAAUAGGACAAGUAAAUUCUCACUAGUCAGAUAACAUGAGUAAUAUUGUUUACUUGUACGUGUGAGCCCAUUGUAGUUCUUCCCGUGCAUCCAACGAGAAUGGCCAUGUACUAUUAUCCAGGUUCUUUAUUGACACAAUAGAAGAUUUAUGGUUCAAGUUUCAUACAUUCAUUCAGGUUGCAGCAGCAGCAGAUUAGCUUUGUAUUUUUUGUCCUGAAAAAAUGGAGAAUAAUUGAGGUGUUGGCUUUUUACCCUGUUGCCUCGCAUGAGGGAGUCGAAUGGCUUAACACAUUUUGUUCACCUUUCAACUCAAGGAAAGUCACUGAAAUUAUAAAAAGUGUUCCAAUAUGGAACAAAAGUAAGUCAUUACUGGGAUGAACUUUACAGGAUAAAGCGGCUAGAUUGUAUUUAAAUAAGAGAUUUGGAGUCUGAAAUUAAAUUAGGAAUACCAUAUGUGACAAAUCAUAACUAAGGCUUUAUUUAUGGAAUACUGUAUAUACAAAGCUGAAAAACAUUUUGGUUACGUUUGAAGCAUGCUUCCCUUUGUGGAGUCUAAUUUGUUUUGAUUCUCAUACGCUCCUGGGCACCCACAAAAUAUUUCAAUACUACAGUACUGUAUUGGCAGAAGCAUCUACUUAAAUUAAAGGAACAAUGGAGAAAAUACAGAAGUUUGCUAUUUCCCAGUUUGAUUGAAGUCAUUUACAGAUUGUAACUUUUGUUUUGAAAUACCCCUUCAGAUUUUGGAUACCACUUCCUUAGGGGAAGGCUAACCGACCUGCCUAUGCGGCGGUCAUGUUGGGGAAAGCCGACAGCGCUAUCAAUACAUUUGGGGGGAAAAAACACAAAUAGUUCUUACCUGUGAAAAGUUACUUCCAGUCCCCUUGUCGUAUUUGUACAGGGUUAUACGCAGCACAAUGUACCGGCAUCCUUGGUCUUGGUUUCUUGCCAUCCACACACAUGGAAUGCGCUGAUGCCUUUGACCCUCCGAGCAUCGUCAUAGGCGCCCACCUCAAAAUGGGUGUGUCGUAUGUCGUCCUAUUCUAGCUAUGGUUGUUAAAGUCUCGGUCAGUGAUUAUCAACUGGUUACUGGUGGGUUAUGGACAGGUAGUAAAAAAUGUAUAGCAUAAUUAAAACUAUUAAAAGGGUUAGUUGCUUUGGUUUUCACCAUUCAUAAUUUCUUUUUAUUUUUUUUAAAAAGACAAACUACAGUAUCUACUACUGAUCUGUUCAACCAAUCAAAGCAUUGAUCCCGCCCACCACUACAUAAUUGGUUACUUUGACAGAUUUGGUUAAAGGGGCUCUAAACAGAUAUCCACGUUCCAUCCAUCCAUUUUCUGAGCCACUUCUCCUCACUAGGGUCGCGGGCGUGCUGGAGCCUAUCCCAGCUAUCAUCGGGCAGGAGGCGGGGUACACCCUGAACUGGUUGCCAGCCAAUCGCAGGGCACAUACAAACAAACAACCAUUCGCACUCACAUUCACACCAACGGGCAAUUUAGAGUUGUCAAUUAACCUACCAUGCAUGUUUUUUUGGGAUAUGGG
Phycodurus eques (leafy seadragon) is the source of this 3484-nucleotide messenger RNA. RefSeq names its product ubiquitin-like modifier activating enzyme 3 (gene uba3). Lineage: Eukaryota; Metazoa; Chordata; Actinopteri; Syngnathiformes; Syngnathidae. Gene Ontology annotation, biological process: protein neddylation. Gene Ontology annotation, molecular function: NEDD8 activating enzyme activity. The record is from RefSeq and is a predicted model, not a curated record. The coding region runs from base 363 to 1862 and encodes 499 amino acids. Gene Ontology annotation, cellular component: nucleus; cytoplasm. The transcript is spliced from 20 exons.